Messenger RNA from Eubalaena glacialis (North Atlantic right whale), 1777 nucleotides. RefSeq names its product EGF like repeats and discoidin domains 3 (gene EDIL3). The transcript has 11 exons. The coding region runs from base 191 to 1633 and encodes 480 amino acids. Lineage: Eukaryota; Metazoa; Chordata; Mammalia; Artiodactyla; Balaenidae. Gene Ontology annotation, molecular function: calcium ion binding. The record is from RefSeq and is a predicted model, not a curated record.
UUCCUCCCUUUGGUCACCACUCUUUCUUGCUCUCUCCAAGAAUUUGUUUAAGGAGACGCUGCAGGAAAAAAGACAUCUUCUUGAAUCCUCUGUCGGGGCGGGGUCUGCCGCUGCCCUGCGGUGCCACCUCAGCGACACUACCCUCCACUAGGACCCCUGACCAGCGGGGUCACGUCCGAGAGACGGGAUCAUGAAGCGCUCGGUGGCUGCUUGGCUCCUGGUUGGGCUCAGCCUUGGUGUCCCUCAGUUCUGCAAAGGUGAUAUUUGUGAUCACAAUCCGUGUGAAAAUGGAGGUAUCUGUGUGUCAGGAUUGUCUGAUGAUUCCUUUUCCUGCAAGUGCCCAGAUGGCUUCACAGAUCCCAAUUGUUCUAGUGUUGUGGAGGUUGCAUCAGAUGAAGAAGAGCCAACUUCAGCAGGUCCCUGCACUCCUAAUCCGUGCCAUAAUGGAGGAACCUGUGAAAUAAGUGAAGCAUACCGAGGGGAUACAUUCAUAGGCUAUGUCUGUAAAUGUCCCCGAGGAUUUAAUGGGAUUCACUGUCAGCACAAUAUUAAUGAAUGUGAAGCUGAGCCUUGCAAAAAUGGUGGAAUAUGCACAGACCUUGUUGCUAACUAUUCCUGUGAGUGCCCAGGAGAAUUCAUGGGAAGAAAUUGUCAAUACAAAUGCUCGGGCCCAUUGGGAAUUGAAGGUGGAAUCAUUUCAAAUCAGCAAAUCACAGCUUCAUCUACCCACCGAGCUCUUUUUGGACUCCAGAAAUGGUAUCCCUACUAUGCACGUCUUAAUAAGAAGGGGCUUAUAAAUGCCUGGACAGCUGCAGAAAAUGACAGAUGGCCAUGGAUUCAGAUAAAUUUACAAAGAAAAAUGAGAGUUACUGGUGUGAUUACUCAAGGAGCCAAGAGGAUUGGAAGCCCAGAGUAUACAAAAUCCUACAAAAUUGCCUAUAGUAAUGAUGGAAAGACUUGGGCAAUGUACACAGUGAAAGGCACCAAUGAGGAUAUGGUGUUCCGUGGAAAUGUUGAUAACAACACACCCUAUGCUAACUCUUUCACGCCCCCCAUAAAAGCUCAGUAUGUGAGACUCUAUCCCCAAGUUUGUCGAAGACACUGCACUUUGAGAAUGGAGCUUCUUGGAUGUGAACUGUCAGGCUGUUCUGAGCCUCUGGGGAUGAAAUCAGGACACAUACAGGACUAUCAGAUCACUGCUUCCAGCAUCUUCAGAACUCUCAAUAUGGACAUGUUCACUUGGGAACCAAGGAAAGCUCGGCUGGACAAGCAGGGCAAAGUGAAUGCCUGGACCUCCGGCCACAAUGACCAGUCACAAUGGUUACAGGUGGAUCUUCUGGUCCCUACCAAAGUGACUGGCAUUAUUACACAAGGAGCUAAAGAUUUUGGUCAUGUGCAGUUUGUAGGCUCCUACAAACUAGCUUACAGCAAUGAUGGAGAACACUGGACAGUAUACCAGGAUGAAAAGCAAAGAAAAGAUAAGGUUUUCCAGGGCAAUUUUGACAAUGAUACCCACAGAAAAAACGUCAUCGACCCUCCCAUCUAUGCACGGCACAUAAGGAUCCUUCCUUGGUCCUGGUAUGGGAGGAUCACGCUGCGGUCGGAGCUGCUGGGCUGCACAGAGGAGGAGUGAGGAGAUCCCACAGCCCACAACCCUCCUCUCUAUUUCCCUAAAAGUAUCUCCACGGAAUGAACUCUGCAAAAUCUAUUGGAAACUGAAUGGAAUUUUUCAUGAAAAAGUGAUCAAAUUACGGUAGGCCACUAACUGUCUUCUUAA